Molecule: messenger RNA, 2691 nt
Organism: Oryzias melastigma (Indian medaka)
Lineage: Eukaryota; Metazoa; Chordata; Actinopteri; Beloniformes; Adrianichthyidae
Gene: zcchc8
Product: zinc finger, CCHC domain containing 8
Exons: 14
Coding region: 35-2236 (733 amino acids)
Cellular component (GO): catalytic step 2 spliceosome
Molecular function (GO): RNA binding; zinc ion binding
Source: RefSeq, a predicted model, not a curated record
CAAAUCGUAGCUUUGCGUGAUUGGGGCGUCAAAAAUGGCGGAGGUAGAUUUCGGCGACAGCGAACUUUUCCAACAACUUGAUAACAAUGGACCGUUUGUCCCGAAGCACAUUCGCUUCACUGAUGAAGAUGAAGACGUGCAGACGACCCAACUUCGAAACAGGCUGGAGGAAUGUGAGGACACCAUUGAGAGGCUCUCCGAGGAGAAUAAAAUGUUACGACGGAAACUGAACUUCCUUACUAGGCCAAGUGGCAUCACAAUCGCAGAUGUAAACAUUGACGGGCCACUACUUCAGAUCCUCUAUACAAAUAACGUCAUUUCAAAGCAAUGUCGUCAAGAAAUUGAAGACUGUGUUUGUAAGAUGAUUUUAAAGCACCAGAAACCAGGCAAUGAAAAUACAUCUUUGUAUCACAUGAAGCCACAGAAUUCAUCUUUUGCACUGGAUGAAGACCCACACAAAAGUUCUUUCAGCAGUGUGAAAACAACAACAGAGGCCUUUAAAGUGGUUGGGAGUGUUUUAUAUUUCACAUCUUUCAGUGUGGACAAACUUGGACAGCCUCUUGUGAAUGACAACCCCCAGCUGACUGAUGGAUGGGAUGUCCCUACUUACCAACAGGUUUUUAACCAAGUCAUUGGCACCGAUGGGCUGGAAAUAGAAAUGAAAGACAAAAGACCCAAGUCUAUGUGUUUUAACUGUGGCUCCAGCACUCAUCAACUAAGAGACUGUCCCAAGCCCAAAGAUUUUGCUGCAAUUAGCGAAAGAAGAAAGGAGUUUAAUCAUAGCAAUAACCAGGCCAUGCAGACCAACCACCGAUAUCAUGCUGAUGAAGUGGAGGAGCGAUUUGCUAAAUACAAACCUGGAGUCAUGAGCGAGGAGCUGUUGUCAGCACUUGGACUUGACAACAACACUCUGCCUCCUCUGAUUUAUCGUAUGAGGCAGCUUGGAUACCCACCAGGGUGGCUUAAAGAGGCAGAGAUGGAAAACUCUGGUUUAUCUCUGUAUGAUGGAAAAGCUUCAGCUGAGACCAGUGGAAAAGACCAAACCAUUUCUUAUGAUGUUUCCAAACUGGUGGAUUUCCCAGGAUUCAAUGUACCUGCACCAUACAGGAUGAGAGAUGAGUUCAUGCAGUACAAUUCAAUUCCAAUGCAAAGUGUUCACAUGAAGACAAAUUAUGCUGCCUACCUGUCCAGCAGCUUUCCUGGGCCUGAUGCCACCUGCAACAAAAGGCAGCAAGAGUUUGAUUCAUCUCCUCAGCAGAAGAAGAAGAGAAGAGGUAGUCCAGACCGCAACUCAGACAGAAGCUCAGACAUGGAUAUUGAAUCAGACCAAGAAACGUCUUACCACAGUCCUGCUGACUUUCAGUUCCAAACUCCAUUGCCUCCUGGUUCUCCCUGCUUCAGUACGCCCCCUCCUUUACCCCAGGGCACUCCCCCUGCUACGCCUACUCCCCCUCCUCUUCCUAAAGGUACACCUCCACCCACACCAACCAAGGGGUCACCAGCUCUGCGAGGCCAAAAGUGGACAGCAAGUGAAGGGACAGAAGAGGGAGUGGAGGAUGACCUGACUCUGGAGGAACUGGAAGAGCAACAGAGACUCAUUUGGGCGGCUCUAGAAAAUGCAGACACCGCCACCAACAGUGACUGUGAAACACCUGCAUUUGGAACACCUGCACCCAGUUCCCCAAAUGUCUCCACCACUAGUCACUUAGCCACAGAGAUGAGAGAUGAGGUCACAGUUGAUCCACCAGGAGCCACAGAGUCUUCCCAAAGCAGUGAAUUUGAAGGUGAACCAGAAGUUCCUAAGGAUUCUAUCCAAAAGCUAAAAUCAAUCAAAGCUGAGAAGGAUGCUCCUGAAAGCCCAGAGCAUUUGAAAUCUGAAAAUGAUUCUCCCCAAAGUCCUGGCCCAGUGAAAUCCCAGGAGGAUAGUCCUCAAAGUCCUGGUCCAGUGAAAUCCCAGGAGGAUAGUCCUCAAAGUCCUGGCCCAGUGAAAUCCCAGGAGGAUAGUCCUCAAAGUCCUGGUCCAGAGAAAUCCCAGGAGGAUAGUCCUCAAAGUCCCGAUCCAGCUACCCUUGCGGAGAAGGUUGCUAAAGUACCCCACAGGAGCAAAUUUGCCUUUGGUAUUGUUCCAUUUGAAGAUACACCUGAGUUCACUGAACUAGCUGAAGCUACAGGAACCUACCUUAAGAUUAGGGAUUUACUGAAAAGCUCCCCAAGAAGUUUGAUAAAGAAAAAAUAGGUUUACAGAAACCAUUAAAAUCCAAGUGUGCAGAUUUUUUUUCUAAACGUUUCUUAGUUUUUAUUUUUUGAAUUGUUUUAUUUUUUUAUUAUUUUAAUCUUAAUUUGUAUCCAUAUGAAAUCAUCUUGUUGGGAAUUCUACAGCAUCAAAAAGGACCAGUUUAUUUUUUGUGCCAGAUGUGUUACUCAUUUUUAAUUUAUUGUAAAAAAUUUGAGUAAACAAUGUGACCUUUGUAGAUGAUGUGUUUUCUGUUUUUGUUUCUCCUGCUCUCUAAGCAUCAGUAAAAUACUUUUGCUAUACUGCUUCAUUUUUUGUGCCUACAAAAAUAAUGAAUGUGGAUUGCAUUAUCAAACAUUGUAAAAAAAGAGAAAAACCCUUUGUAACACACUCAUUGCUUAGAAAUUACAUGGGGGCUUGUUUUUCAAAAAUAAAACACCUGAGUCCUUUUGAGUUUU